UUUACUACUCCUCUCUUUCCCUCUCUCCUAUCAUCUAAAAAUUUCAUUCUUCAAAACCCACCACAUUUUUUUUUUUUUUUUGGUGGUCUUUCAUUCCUAGCUCAUCACUAGGAGCUUUCUUUUCAUUUUUUUAAUUUUCCAUGCUUUAAGAGCUUUUUCUUUCACCCACCCUUUAUUCAUUUUAAACCCAACUUUCAAAAUAUUGAAAGCUGCGAAAAAUACCAAAGAGGAAGUGAAGCCAUGAAAGAGAGAGGCAAAGCAGCUGUGGAAUCUGCAUACAACAAUAUUGACAUGGAAUACUAUUCUACUUCAUCUGAUAUGCCAUGCAGGAAACACCCUUCUUCUUCUUCCGUUGGGAUAUGUGCUUAUUGUCUCAAAGAUCGUCUUGUCAAGCUGGUUUGCUCGGAUUGUGGUGAGCAGCGUUUAUCUUCUUGUUCUUGUUCUGAGAUCUCAUCCAAUAGGAAUUCAUGCACUGUAGAGGUAGGAAGUGUUGGUAGAGUCUCUUUCCUGAUUGAGAAUGAGAGAAGUGAUCAGGUUUCACAGUCAAAUUCCAAUUCCAAUUCCAAACCCAAGUUGCAAAACAAAGCUGAUGAGGUUCAGUUGCUGAGGAGGAGCAGCAGUAGCUGUGUUGAAAUCAAAAGAAGUGGGUUUUGGAAAAUUGGGAAGUUGUUCAGGAAGAAAAGGGAAAAAGACAGUGGGAACAAAAGUGUUGGUGGGUUUGAUGAUAAAAAUGAGAUGUGGCUUGUUGAUCAUAUGGGUGUGUCCAGGUCUAGGUCUCUCUGCAGUUUCAGGGGAGGUGGGUGGUUUGGGUCAGAGGAAGGUGGGGAUUUGAUGGUUUCUGGUGCUAGGAGUUCAAUUUCUGGAGCAAGGAGUUCUAGUGUCACAGCAUGUAUGGUUUUAGAUUCUGGAAGAAGAAGUGGAUUCAGCGAAGCAGAGCCAAGAAAGAGUGGUUUUGAUGGUGAGAACGCUUCAGUUUCCGAAUUUGGCACUGAUUUCAAAGGUGUGAGGAAGAUCGGUCUCAUGGAAGUUGAUAAUGGAUUCAGUGGAACAAAUAGAAGGGUUUUCUCACUCAAAGAGAGUGAUUUCAAUGGAAUGGAUGAAUCAGGAUUCAUUGAUUUGAAACUUGACUACUCAGCUGAAUCAAAGCCAGACUUGUCUGCUGCCAAAAUGGGUAUUCUAUCACAUUCAGAAUCUGCUUUUGGAAGCAUGAGAGGUGGUGAAUUUGUCGCACAGGAAUGUGGAGGUGGCGGUGGUGGUGGUGGUGGUGGUGGUCCUUUUGGGAGUUUUGUUGGGGAUGAAAUUUUUGGUAAUGGGGGUUCUUGUAGGAUCACAGUGAAUGACAGAGGGAUCAAAAAGGGAAGGAGAAGCAUGAAAGGUUGGAAAUGGAUUUUCAGGCAUCAUCCAAGUUGGGGAUCAACUGCAGGGAAGAAGGAUGAAGACCUGAUGUUCAAAACUUGAGAAAAAAGAUUGUAUCUUUUAGUAGCUUACAACAGUGUCAUCUGUGUUUUUUUUCUAUCUUGCAAUUUGUAGUCAUAUAGUCAGAGUUACUGCCCUUUUACUCUCUUUCUCA
Ziziphus jujuba (common jujube) is the source of this 1570-nucleotide messenger RNA. RefSeq lists its product as uncharacterized. NCBI's taxonomy places the organism in Eukaryota, Viridiplantae, Streptophyta, Magnoliopsida, Rosales, Rhamnaceae. The record is from RefSeq and is a predicted model, not a curated record. The transcript has a single exon. Bases 241 to 1458 code for a protein of 405 amino acids.